Eremomyces bilateralis CBS 781.70 is the source of this 3470-nucleotide messenger RNA. RefSeq lists its product as uncharacterized. The record is from RefSeq and is a predicted model, not a curated record. Gene Ontology annotation, cellular component: Mon1-Ccz1 complex; intracellular membrane-bounded organelle. Bases 430 to 3120 code for a protein of 896 amino acids. Gene Ontology annotation, biological process: vesicle-mediated transport. NCBI's taxonomy places the organism in Eukaryota, Fungi, Ascomycota, Dothideomycetes, Eremomycetales, Eremomycetaceae. The transcript has 4 exons.
GAACGAAAAUAUUCAUAAUGUCACAAUGUUAAUUUCAAAACGAUUAAGCCGUUUCAUGCAUUUAACAACUUGAUGGCGUAGAAUAAAGCAUAGAAAUAUGCUCUGGAUUUGGUGCUUUCGGUUGCUCUAGGAGCCCUGGUCAUGAGGUCAUCAGCAAUCCGAGAUACGUUCGAGCCAUCGACAUUCUGUUCCGUUCAUAAUUCAUAUGAAGGUAUUCAACCCGGGGCUAUACAUGAAGGCCGGUUCUCCUUUCUGACUCUUUCUCCUGAUUGUUCAAUCAAUAUUGUAGUCCCUUCUGGAACCAUUCGCAACUUCGAAAGCCACCCGAGAUGUGAACAUCACCCCUCCAACCCCAGCGACCUCCCGAAACUGAACCGACGAUGUACGGCAGCAUAAAAGCACAGCCGCUGCCCACCACGGUUGCGCAACAUGGCCUCCUCGAGUCAAGAGGCGCCGAAAGUGAUCCCCGCGCAGCUCUCCUUCCUCGCGAUCUACAACCCGUCGCUCGCGAAGUCCGAUGAGACGUUUCGCGACCAGAUCCUCUUCUACUAUUCACGAUCGGCGAAGCUUACGAGGAGGGUGGCUCACGAUGAUACAUCCAAAGACAAGCUACGUGAUGAAGAGAACGAGAAGCUGAGGCAGAUUGGUUUGGCGCAGGGUAUGGUAGCUUUUGCGAGGGGCUUCAGCGGAAAGGACACGGUCGAUAGUAUUGAGACCGAGAAGUCCCGGAUUGUAGUUGAUGAACUAGAGUCGGGAUGGUGGAUUCUUGCUUCCAUCGACUUGACGCGAGUGCCCCAAAACACCCGGUCUCCUGAAAGCAAAGUAGCUGCAGAAGGACGAAAUGCAGCGCCGAUUUACGAAUACUCCUCACGCGAAGUCAGUCCUCCUCUCCUGCUCCUUCAGCAACUCCGUCGAGCGCACCGCCUCUUCCUUCUCCACCACGGCAAUACCCUCGAUGCUUUGCUCCGCCGCCUAUCGCGAACGAAACUCUGCCACUCCUUGGACCGGUUCUGGGCGAAGUUUUGCAGCAACUGGGAUGUCAUGCUACAUGGGAGUCCCGCCGUGGACGUGUUCGAUGGCAUCAAAUUGGCCGCGGGAGGCGAGCUAGGCAUGGGGGUUGGAGAAGAGGAAUGGGGCAGCGGAGAGCGAGAGGUGCUUGAGGACUUUGCCAGCCGAACCGACGGGCUGGUUGAUGUCAUGAUUUCGCGCUUUGGGGAACCAUCGAAGGUGCAGCUUCGCAAAGGACGGAAUGCAGCUAAGAAAACCAACGCGAAAGAUCCCGGUGAACUCGAGCCGUGGAUGGGCACGAAUCGGUAUCCAGGGCCGAAUGACGGAAUCGUAUUCUCAGGAGUGGGAAACCUGACCCGGGGCUCCAUUCGCGACGUCUCGCAUUGGAUGGAAUGGAUAUACUCCUACGGCGAGAGUGCGUAUGGUGCCAAAGAGAGUCAGCGAUCGGACAGACGGCAGGCGAAGAAUUCCCGCAUACCUAGCCGGAGCCCAGAAAGUCAGCGAUCUACCUCGGGAUCAAGCAGACUGGGCGUACCCAAGGCUCAAGGCCAUGCUCCCGGAAUCCCUCGGCCGAUUGUGUCCCCGGUGGAGAGAUCCCUUGACACGGUAUUGAACGAGGCCGAAGGACAAAAGCCAACAGAGCCGCAAUCGACCGGUGCCGGGGGGGCAACCUCGCUUGGCGAUCCGGAUACUUGGGUACGGUACUUGACUUUGGGCUAUAAGUCCGGGUGGGGAAACACGGACAAUACUUCCACGGCAUCACAAGCCGUGUCGACGAAGCCCAAGUCGGUUCGAGACGGACUUGCCGAGGAGAGCACUUCGCCGGAGAUGCGACACCUUGAGCCGCAGCCAGAGGAAGACCCCUACGACAUCGAGACCAGGUUACGAGCCAGAGUGCAGAAAGAGAACCGCGGGCAGUUUAUCAUUGGGCUGCGAGGCAACCUCGAAGAGGACGACGAGGACGCCAACGCGAGUUCGCCGUUCGAGGACAAUGAAGAAUCGGAUUCGAACGACGAGCGGGACAACCGGACGCGAUUGCGGACCUUGCAGGUCGAACUAUCUGGGAAACUGGGGUCAGAGGGAGAGGAAGUUGAACCUGGGGGGGAUGGCGGCGUAGGGACGAGACUACAAGUGCGUGUUGUUGUAUACGUGCACCGGCCGUUCAUCUACGCCUUUCUCUUCGAGCCCUCCACCCCGUCUCUCUCCCUCUCGACCUUCUACCGCCAUCUCCACGCCUUUUUCUCCCCGCUCCAUCAGCCGUUGAGCAAUAGCACCUCUCCCGUUCGAUUGGCCGCACGCAUCGCCAUGGCGCCCCACGCGCAAACGACGAGCACCACGUACGGUCCGUCGCCUGCCACGGCCAAGACAUCGAGGAUGCGGAAUCCACAUCCGAUUUAUCAUAUCGUUCACGACCCGACGACGAUGAGCACGCAUACCAGCAUCCCGAACAUCCCUGAACUCCACCCUCGACACCCGAUGCAUAUCCUGAACGUCCCUCCGCCGGCGACCCAGCCCCCGAAUUGGAGUCGCGUGGAGGCGCUCCACGUCCAUUCGCAGAUCAUCGCCACCAUCGCCGCGACGAGGAAACGGCACCACGACUAUGACCCGGGAGAGCCGAACGAGGAUUGGAGCAUGCGGAGCGAAGGCGAGAAGGAGGUUGAGCGGACCUGUCGCACGUCGAGAGGCUGGUGGGUGGUGUGGAUGAAGAUGCUGACCGCUGCCUCGAAUGAUGAGGUAGACCCAAAGAUUGGGGAAGGGAGCAAGUCAGACCGUUCUUCAACCACUGAGCCUGCCACAAGCGAACCGUCGACAGGGAUGGAAUCCGAAACCGAGCACACAAGCAGCGAAUCCCGUUCGGAAGGAUCAAAACAGCGGCAGCGCCCAUCUCAACUGGUGAAGGAGGCCAUCCUGAUCCGACAGGCUGGGGAUGCCGCCGCGUCGGCCAAAGACACCCGAAGCACGAGCCUGAACAUGGGAAUGGGGUUGUUCAACUUCGGCACUUCGGAGCGGACUCCACACUCGACGGUGCCCGUCCCACCGCAGCGACUGGCCGAAGGGAUCGGUGUGGAUGCGCGGAGCUACAUCGACGGGAUCCUGGGCUUAAGCAUGUAAACCACCGAACACGUGUGUCGAGCGGAUGAUGAUAAUCAAAUAUCAAUUGACUGAGUACGUAGUCGUGUAUGUUUCCGUCCCGCCAUCAUGCAAGCAUUCCGCCCACCGGUCCUCAAAACCAAACCUCUAUAGAAGGGUAUAUAUAAUUCGGUGGGGGUAGGUAACUCGUCCUGUGAUCUAAUCUGAGGGUAUUCCCCUUCCAGAUGUCCGGAUAUCCAUCCCGUCACGGCGCCCCACCCCCCUCCAUCGCCCAGCGACAGAUCCAUCUAUCCUCUCUGCAUCCUAACGCUCCAUUCCGCGAUCCCUCCCCACCAUCUAGGCAAAAAGACUCGCCCCCCCGCUCUCAAUCG